UAAAUUUUUCUUAUUCUUCAGAACAAAUCAUCUGAUUAUUAAUUACUACCACUUAGUAAUUACAUUCUUUGCAGUAUUUAGCUAAGCUUGAAGAAGCUAUGUCAUCCUCUUCUACAUUAAUCUUGUUAAUUUUCUCAUUAAUUUACUCUCAUGGAAAUGCACUUAGUUCUAAUUACUAUGAGAAAACAUGCCCUCAAGUUGAAGAUAUUGUCACACAAGUUGUUACUGAGGCAUCAAAGAAGGACCAAACUGUCCCUGCUGCCCUUCUAAGGAUGCACUUCCAUGACUGCUUCAUAAGGGGCUGCGAUGCUUCGGUGUUACUAAACUCCAAGAAGAACACUGCAGAAAAAGAUGGUCCUCCUAAUGUUUCUUUGCAUGCAUUCUAUGUUAUUGAUAAUGCAAAGAAAGUCAUUGAAGCCCUUUGCCCUGGCAUAGUCUCAUGUGCUGAUAUCUUAGCCUUUGCUGCCAGAGAUUCUGUUGUCAUUUCCGGUGGACCUUCUUGGGACGUGCCUAAAGGAAGAAAAGAUGGAAGAACAUCAGAAGCCAGUGAAACUAGACAACUGCCAGCUCCCUCUUUCAACAUAAACCAACUUCAACAAAGCUUCUCUCAAAGAGGAUUAUCACUUGAAGACCUUGUCGCACUCUCAGGUGGACACACCUUAGGUUUCUCUCAUUGUUCAUCAUUCAGUAACAGGAUACACAACUUUAAUACAACCCAUGAUGUUGACCCAACAUUGCAUCCAUCCUUGGCUGCUACCUUAAAGGGCAUUUGUCAACUAAAAAACAGGGCUAAGAAUGCUGGAACUGCCAUGGAUCCUUCAUCGACAACGUUCGAUAAUACAUAUUACAAGUUAAUUCUGCAGAACAAGGGCCUGUUUUCUUCAGACCAAGCUUUACUCAGUAAUCCCAAGACUAAAAGUCUGGUUUCUGAUUUUGCUAGCUCAAAAGAAGCUUUCUUCAAGGCUUUUGCUAAUUCCAUGAUCAAAAUGAGCAGCAUAAAUGGAGGUCAAGAGGUCAGAAAGGACUGUAGGGUGGUUAAUUAAUUAUUAAUCCUUUCAAAUUAUUAACCCAGAAAACUGGGCGCAGUGGUCUCUAUUUGUUUCCUUAUAUUUUUCAGAUUUAUUUUAGCAUAUUAUUCGGCGCACUCUUAAGUGUUAUAAGUAGUAUUUUUAGGAGCAGAAAUUAUGUCAAAUCAUGUAUCAGUUUGUAUUAUGUAACUUACUAUAAAUAAUUCAUCCAAUCCUCUUUGAUGCAA
Messenger RNA from Capsicum annuum, 1255 nucleotides. RefSeq names its product peroxidase 64. Lineage: Eukaryota; Viridiplantae; Streptophyta; Magnoliopsida; Solanales; Solanaceae. Gene Ontology annotation, cellular component: plant-type cell wall; plasmodesma. The transcript has 4 exons. Bases 99 to 1043 code for a protein of 314 amino acids. Gene Ontology annotation, molecular function: peroxidase activity; heme binding. The record is from RefSeq and is a predicted model, not a curated record. Gene Ontology annotation, biological process: hydrogen peroxide catabolic process; response to oxidative stress.